CUUCAAGUAACCAAAAUGAAGCACUUGCGGAGACAUGGUUUACAACCAACGUUCCAAGUGAUAGAACCACUACCAUCUCCGAUGACAACACCGACAAAUCCACCAUCUUCUCAAGCACCGCCUUCUCAAGCACCACCUUCUCAAGCACCGCCUUCUCAAGCACCACCUUCUCAAGCGACAACAUCGCUAGCUGUGCAAACGAUAGAACCACAUCUUUCUCCGGUGACAACAACACCAACUACUGUGCAAGCGACAGAAGCAACACCUUCUCAAGUGACAACACCAAGAUCAGUGCAAGAGACAGAAACAACACAUUUCCAAGAGACAUCCUCUCACUCUGAAGAUGUGGUAGAAGAUGAGCCAGAAAUUUCUCAAAAAAGGAAUUUUACAUUUUGGGAUGUAGAAGUCAUUAAUGAGGCGGGACAUAUUUCAAAGACACACUUAAGGGUAUCAGACGUGCUUGAAGCUCCUCCUAAUGUUAGCAGAAUAAUAACUAGAUGGAAUUCAAAUGGGCAACCGGUAGGAUCAGCUGCUGGUUUGUUAGGCGGUUUUUUGGGUGAAAUUGCAAGGAAGUUUAAGGAUUUUCCUAUAAUGUACGACAAUUGGAAACUAGUUCCAUCGACAAGAAAAAAUGAAAUUUUUAAGGAUAAAAUACAGGUAUCAAUUAUAAACAACUGAAUAUUCUUUAUU
Molecule: messenger RNA, 690 nt
Organism: Cicer arietinum (chickpea)
Lineage: Eukaryota; Viridiplantae; Streptophyta; Magnoliopsida; Fabales; Fabaceae
Source: RefSeq, a predicted model, not a curated record